AUGGAGGAGCAUCUAGGAACGCACAAGCCUAGGCUGAUUAUUCUAGUAAGACAUGGCGAAAGCGCAUCUAAUAAAGAUAAAAGUGUGAACCAGCAUGUACCGAACCAUUUGAUAUCACUAACCGACAAUGGCUGGAGACAAGCUCGGAGGUCUGGCGCUGAGCUUCUGCAACUGCUAAACGUGGACGAUCCACUGAUAGUGGAGGAUCUAGCCCAGGAGCAUAUCUUUAGGGACGAAAACUGCAAGCCGCUGGAGCAGAGCUACGCGCAGAACAACAAAAAUCCAGACAGCAAUAUAGUGUUUUACACUUCGCCGUACAGGAGAACACGAGAGACCUUACGGGGUAUGCUAGACGUCCUGGAUGAGUACAACGAGCGCAAUUGCGGGGUAUCUGCGCGCCAAAAGAACGGAUACCAGCCCAAUGGCCAGAAACGCCUUGCGCACUGGCAAUGCCCCGAGUUCCCCCACGGAUAUUUCGAAAACACCGAGUCACGUGAGUUAGCCCAAACGCUCCAGAAGACCGCACGCAACAAGAACUACGUGCAUUACCGUGUCAAGGACGAGCCGCGGAUUCGGGAGCAGGAUUUCGGCAAUUUCCAAGAGCUCAGCUCGAUGCGCGACGUGAUGAACAUGCGCAAGAACUACGGCCAUUUUUUCUUUCGUUUCCCGCAGGGCGAAAGUGCCGCUGACGUCUACGACCGGUGCGCCAGUUUCCAGGAAACCCUGUUUCGACACUUCAACCAGCGUGAUCGCAAGCCGCGCGACGUUGUGGUGCUCGUCACGCACGGCAUCUAUCUGCGAGUGUUCCUGAUGAAAUGGUUCCGGUGGACCUACGAGGAGUUCGAAGCCUUUACCAACGUACCAAACGGCUCGCUGGUCGUCAUGGAGCUCGACCCAGAGCUCGACCGAUACGCCCUACGCACCACGAUGCCGAGAUGGCGUUAG
This is a messenger RNA of Lachancea nothofagi CBS 11611, 945 nucleotides long. Lineage: Eukaryota; Fungi; Ascomycota; Saccharomycetes; Saccharomycetales; Saccharomycetaceae. The record is from the annotation of a GenBank genome assembly.